This is a messenger RNA of Vombatus ursinus (common wombat), 1623 nucleotides long. RefSeq names its product syntrophin gamma 2 (gene SNTG2). The transcript is spliced from 17 exons. NCBI's taxonomy places the organism in Eukaryota, Metazoa, Chordata, Mammalia, Diprotodontia, Vombatidae. Gene Ontology annotation, cellular component: intracellular anatomical structure; dystrophin-associated glycoprotein complex. Gene Ontology annotation, molecular function: protein binding; structural molecule activity. Bases 1 to 1623 code for a protein of 540 amino acids. The record is from RefSeq and is a predicted model, not a curated record.
AUGAGUGUGGCGGAGAAGCAGACACCCCCCGCACCGCGUGAGCGCCCGGUCACCCUCCUGGUCCCCACUUGGACUAAAAUGGGUAUUGCACUGUUGUAUGAUGAAGGGUCUGAAAAUGCUUUUGACAUCCGAUUGAAACUUACAAAAGAGGUACUCACAAUUCAAAAACAAGAUGUCAUCUGUGUUAGUGGAAGCAAUCAUAGUGCAAAUCACAGAACUGUUACACUUCGCAGACAACCUGUCGGGGGCUUGGGCCUAAGUAUUAAGGGAGGUGCUGAACACAAGGUACCUGUCGUCAUCUCAAAAAUAUUCAAAGAUCAAGCAGCUGACCAAACAGGAAUGUUAUUUAUAGGAGAUGCAGUAACACAGGUUAAUGGCAUUAAUGUAGAAAAUGCAACCCAUGAGGAAGUGGUACAUCUAUUACGAAAUGCUGGCGAUGAAGUUACCAUCACUGUUCAGUAUUUCAGGGAAGCUCCAUCAUUUCUGAAGCUCCCAUUAGGGUCCCCAGGACCAUCCAGUGAUCACAGCAGUGGGGCCUCUUCACCUCUCUUUGAUAGUGGUUUACAUUUAAAUGGAAACUCCACCAACACAGCACCAUCAUCACCUUCCUCGCCCAUAGCUAACGAACCAAAAUAUGAGAAGCGCUGGCUAGACACCUUAUCAGUUCCUCUCUCUAUGGCUCGAAUCUCAAGGUACAAAGCUGGAACAGAUAAAUUAAGAUCUAAUGCCUUUGAAGUGCUAGCGCUGGAUGGAGUCAGUACGGGCAUCAUUCAGUUUUAUACAUCCCAGGAGAGUGCUGACUGGCUAAGAGCAGUAUCAGCUAACAUUGGUGAUUUGACACUUCAAAAUAUGAAAAUGGCAAAUAAAUGCUGUUCUCCUUGUGACCAGGUUGUACAUAUGGGGUGGGUAAAUGAAAGGCCCCAGGGAAUUGACUCAUCUCAACCCUACAAACACAAGUUCCUGGCCCUGAAAGGUUCAUCCUUCUACAUUUUCAGCACUCCACCGGUGAGUACAUUAGAUUGGGUACGAGCUGAAAAAAUCUAUAACCUCUGUGAGGUACUAUUUAAAGUUCACAAGCUCUGGCUUGCUGAUGACUACUGGUUACAAGCAAACUUUUACCUAGGUCUUCACCAGGACUAUGACCUGGAAGACCAACGGCCAUAUUGCUUCAGUGUUAUGGUUGGACAGGGGAAAAGUCACUUUUUCAAUGUAGAGCUAGGGAGCGAGCUAGCUGUGUGGGAAAAAUCAUUCCAAAGAGCCAUUUUCAUGGAAGUUCAAAGGACAGGGUCCAAAACAUACAUGUGCAGCUGGCAAGGAGAAGCACUGUGCUUCACAGUGGAUUUUGCCUUGGGAUUCACCUGUUUUGACAGUAAAACAAAGAAUGUUCUCUGGAGGUUUAAAUUCUCUCAGCUGAAGGGAUCCUCAGAUGAUGGGAAAACUCGAGUAAAGCUGCUAUUUCAGAAUCUAGACACCAAACAAAUUGAGAUGAAGGAACUUGAAUUCCAGGACCUGACAGCUAUUUUACAUUGCAUACACUCCUUUAUUGCUGCGAAAGUGGCAUCGGUAGAUCCUGUGUUUAUAGACAGCCAGAGUAUUGCAAGAAGAUACAUGUAUAGCAACUGA